This is a messenger RNA of Penaeus chinensis, 6843 nucleotides long. RefSeq names its product protein DENND6B-like. Gene Ontology annotation, molecular function: guanyl-nucleotide exchange factor activity. The record is from RefSeq and is a predicted model, not a curated record. NCBI's taxonomy places the organism in Eukaryota, Metazoa, Arthropoda, Malacostraca, Decapoda, Penaeidae. The coding region runs from base 426 to 2006 and encodes 526 amino acids. Gene Ontology annotation, cellular component: recycling endosome. The transcript has 11 exons.
ACGUGUGUGAGACUCGCAAGGCAGAAAGGACAUUGUUGUUUACCUUCCGCAUGCGGUGCGAUUGCGUCAUUGCACUAAUGCGGCGUAGAGCAUUAUCCCACAAGUGCUUCGUUUCUCUCCCCGCCCCACCCAUUGCACUCCGAGGGCUCUGACGUAAAGAAAUAUAUGUUUGUACAAUAUGUUUUAUCUUCUUUACCUAAGGAGUUGAAAGUCGAAUGGUAAUGCAAAGUAAACAGUGCAUAUGAUUUGUUUUAGGAAAGAGAGAAAUGUCUUGCUUGUUGUGUGUGUGACCUGAAAAAGAAAAAAAAGGACAAAGGAAAGUGAUAGACAUGGAGGAAGAAAGACAAGUUAACUGAUAGAUGAUAACGUAAGAGCGACUUACAGAACUGAAGUGAAUCGACAGGUGACGACUGAAUGAGACGAGUAUGAUUUAUCCUGGCGACCGCGAGCUUACAGAGCGCGAACGGACCAACAUCUGCUACCUGGCUUUCCCCGACAGUAACUCCGGCCUGAUGGGGAAUGUCCAGUUCCACUUUCGCAUCCGCCAGUGCCCGCAGUCGAAUCCCUUGCACACCCGCCCGGCCAUUCAUCAGUACAAUGCCACGUGUCCGACGAGCAUACAGACUGAUGAUGGCUACCUCUAUGGCUAUGUGUACUUCCGGCAAGUCAAGGACCGCACACUCAGGAGAGGAUAUUUUCAGAAGAGUGUGGUAUUACUUUCCCACCUGCCACUGGUGUCGCUCUUCACAAGUGUGCUAGACUUGAUGGCACCAGAAUAUUUUGAUACUGGAGAAGCCAGCCUAGAAGCUGCUUGCCACCACCUCGACCAAUGGCCUCUGCCAACACCAGGUGUCACCCUUAGUCUUCCUCUGCUUGGAACUCUGAUACAGGUUCGAAUUCCAAGUCGGCAGGACAAACCGGGUGCUUCCACGCUAACACCACCAUCCCCUCCCCACACAUCUCCUGGACCUUUGACAAUCAUGGUGCCAUCUCCGCAUGAGACAGAGGCUUUCAGAGUUUUAGCUCCGGUGCUGCCUCACCUGAACCUUUUAUGGGAAUUGGUGAUCACUGCUGAACCUCUGGUGGUGAUGGCGACAUCACCGACCACUGCUGCCAAUAUGGUGCAAACCCUAGUCAGCCUUAUUGCUCCACUCAAGUAUAGCGGAGACUACCGACCAUUCUUUACCAUCCAUGACUCAGAGUUCAAGGAGUACACAACUCGUACUUCUGCUCCUCCUAAUGUGAUCCUUGGAGUGACCAAUCCCUUCUUUGCCAAGACACUCCAGCACUGGCCACACAUCAUCAGGAUUGGGGAUAACACUGGAUCCCCAAGUACACAGAAGCAUAAAUUAAAGAAAGCUUCAGCUCUCAAAACAGUUGAACAGAAACCUGGUGUGUACACGAAGUACCGACCUCACUUACAGGCUGACAAGGGUUUAGUAAAGCGAUUACUGAAGGGUGUGCAGACAGGACGACCAGUAGAGGUACAGAGCGCACUCCUCAGACGACAUCUUUUAGAGUUAACACAGUCCUUCAUGAUUCCAUUGGAAAGAUAUGUAGCUUCCCUGAUGCCACUUCAGAAAAACAUUUCACCAUACAAGGCAAUACCCAGUUUGCGACCCUUUAACCCAGAUGACUUCCUGGCCACACUUGAGCUGUAUGGGCCACAAUUGACAACUGGAAUCCGUGGAGACUGGGAAGGUCUCUACCGACGAUUCUUCCGCUCCAUCAAUUUCUCGGUGUGGUUCAAUGCUCGCUACGAGGAAGUGUCAGACAAACUCUCGAAACUCCAUCUCCAAGCUCUCAGUGAUGCUGAUUUAAGUGGAUGGGCAUGCAGUCGUAGUGAAGUGGAAGUGGUUGACAUGGUCUUGCGCUUAAGGUCCAAACUGACAACAGCAGACACACUCCAUGUAAGCCAACAUACAAGGGAUAAACUCAAUGCCAACUUACAGACCCUCUUCAAAUCACUACCUGAGGACUUGCAGUCAGUUCUCUGUGCCACCUGAGGGAAGGGAAGCCAUGGUGGACUUGCCAUCAGAAUUUAGAAGUAAAAUGUUUGUCAGGCAGUAUGUGUGCUCUUAGACAAGCUUCAAGAAGUCUUUUUUUUUGUUAUUGAUUCUUUUUGUGAAGGAGGCUUCUUCUAAGGCAUGCAGUCUUGUCUUGUCACGUCCAGACAUGUUGCCAUACUGUGCUCCCUCCAACUCUGAUGGUAUCUUAGUGUUAUGCAUGUGUUAGACUUACCAAUUUUGCAGAAAUAACAGCAGGUGUUCAAUGUGGAAAAAAGGGUAAUGAUGUGAGAAUUAUUUUGUUAGACGGUGAUUAUCACAUACUGCAGAUUUGCCUUCAGCAAUGGCAAAAUUAAUAUUUAGCAUAUUAUACAGGAGGGUGCAACAAUAUUUAUUAUGCUUUUUAUCAUUAGGUGAUGACCAUUGGAGAGGUAUUUUGAUGUCAUGUGUUACCUCCAGUGCCUUCUGAUAGGGUAGGAUUGAUGGGUGUUGGUCACAAUGGUAAUAUGGUAAGGAAGAAAGAUCAGUCAUUGCCCAUUUGUGAUCUUCGGUGAAAUCAUGAAGUUUCACCAGGACGUGAUAAAAAUACAUAUGUACCAGGUUUGCUAACUUGGUAUGAGUUACAUUGAGUUUCAUAUCAUGACAUGUUUGCUCAAUGUAGACUGGGAGUGUAUGAUAAUCAGUAUAAAUCUUACCAUUCAGUGAGAUUUGUAUGUGAGGAAUCUGUGUUCUUUCAGUGUUGUCCUUGGUUGUAACUCAACAUAUGGUGCCAUGAUGGGUAGACAUGGUUCCCUUGGUAUUAGGUAGAAAUAAGCUGGAUUUUACAUUCUCAAGUGGGUGCUUCUUGCAAAGGUUCUUCUCUCAGUAAAUCCUGUUCUGUAAUCAGUGUCUCGGUAAUCAGUACCUUGUAUGUAUUAAAGCAUACUAUUUCAUCAUCUUCAGAGGUUGCAUAUAAUUUGUUUCUCAACGAUAGUGCCAAUAUUUUGCAGUCCAAAUGUCUGAUACCAGAAAUGUUUUAAAUUAUUUUGAUGAAAAUUUAUAGGUAGAAUUAUGUUUCCUUUUGCUGAUUAGUAAGUUCUUGUAGAUAUUAUGUUUUAUCUGUAAUUAUUUGCUUUAGUUGUUAAGAAAAUAUUUCCGUGUUGAAAAAAAAUCAGCCCAUCAGUAGCAAAAACCAUGAUUUCUCAUGAUUCAAAUAUUACUAAACAAUGAUUGUAACUCUCACUCAUCAUCACAUACAGUGGCUGGCUAAUAUAAUACAUGGUGCUAAUAUCAUAAUCUCCAGUAGAGAACUGUUCACUAUUUGGGUUCAGAAAAGUGACAAGUGCCUGUGAAAAAGCAGAAUAGAGUUUUUACAGAGUAAUGGGCAUAUUUCUUGUACUUCAGGAAAGAAGAAAUAGGUAUGAGAUAUUAUCAUAGGGAUGCCAUGUAAAUGGUUAGAUUAUUUUUUUGAGCCAAGAGGUAAUUAUUCUCUUAUUGUGGUUGAUUAAACAAAUGCCAUAAUUAAAAACAGCCCUUUUGGGAUUACAGAGGGACAACAUCCAGCAUGUCGUUCUUGCUUUUGUCUACAUAAGAAUGGGUAUUUUUGUUAAUAUUAUUUGAAGUUUUUCUGUGUUUAAUCUUAUUUUACAUUCUUAGCAAAUACAAUAUUUGAAUGAUGUAGUUAGGACUUAUCUCACUGGUUUGAUGUGAGAUAUAAAACUAUAGUCAGUUCUGUUACUUUUGUAACGUUAUAUGUUAUGUUGUGUAGAAUUUAGUCAUUUUUCCUUAAAUUUUCUAAGCAUAUCUUUAUUAUAGUUUGAAUUUUGUGAAGUUAAAGUUAAUGCUCUUCAUAUACACAUAUUUACAAUUUCUUUUCCUUUAAUUAUUUUGGAGUUAUACAACAGUAGCCUAUAGUGAAAAUAUCUGAUAAUCAUUAGUAUGCAUUUUGAAAUCAACAGAAGUGCUAUCUGUAUUAUAUUGAGAAAACUAGCUGUGCAACUAGCCUGAUUAUCAAGGACAGGCCAGUUGCACUUUAUAUAUUAGAAAUCAGCUAUAUUACCAUAUAGUAAUUUUUCAGUCAUUAAAAAAUUGUAUGAAGUCUAAAUUUAUUUUUCAAGCAUUCUUUGUUUGAUUAUCUUGGAUUGAAAUUCAUUGUCUCUUUGAAUGUUCAGCCUGAGUGAUGGAUGUGUAUUUUUUAGAGUUUUAGAAUAGCUUAAAUUUGAUAAAAUCAUUGCCAAAAAAAAAAUUCACAUACAGAUGGUAACUUCGUUAUGAUAUCUUGGUACCUCCAGUUUUGCCUAAAACAAUAUUGAAUUUAGAGCUUGCAUAAUAUUCUAAUAAAGUUGUGUAUAACAUCAGCAGCAGUGCUGUUCUUCUUUAAGAAAUCAAGGGAUUAGAUACAGAUAAAUGUGUAUAAUCUCUUUUGCUUCUUUAGAGAUAUGGAAAAUGAAAAUUAUCCUGUGAUAAAUGUAGUAUUAUGUAUAGCUUUAAUUUGUUAGCAUUGUCACAACUGUCUUCAGAAUUGUAGCUCUUGUCCUCUCUCAUCAAGGAAAAUUGUUCUCAGACGAAGUUUAUUUCAUCCUGUUGUUGUUAUUAUUGUUAGUGUUAUAUCAUCAUGGUUAAAGGGAUAAUUAUAAUUGUUUUUGUUGUAUUUAGUAAAGAAAUGUAAUGUUGUUCCAUCAUACAAAAGGUUUUUGUUGUAUUGGUAAACAAAAAUUAUGUCUUCUGCAUUUUAAAAAGCAAAUAAUUCAUGCUAGUAUCCUCAUCAACUCACAAUUUGUGUAUAGAAACAGAAGAAGUUAGGAAUUUCUUAUUGAAAAUAGGAAGAGUGAUUUUGAACACGUAGAAUGCCAUAUGGGUAUUUUGACAGAUAAUCAGAACAAGCUUUAGAGAGGUAUUAAGUAAUUUUCUUAAAACUUGAUUUUUGUAAUAAUUUAAAGCCUUUAUGUCUUUUAAAACCUUUUUCAAUAGAAACAUUGCUUUUAGACAUUUUUAUAGAUAUUGGUAUUCAUAGAAGAUUAAAUGUUAGGUACUGUUUUAAUCAAAGGGAAUUGUUGAUACCUUCUUAUAAAGUCAUUCAUCAGACUAGUAGUUUCAUAUUUUAAUUUGUGUCAAGAAAUGAGAAGGGAAAGAAUCUAAGUGGCUAGUGAUGGUAGGGCAUUUUAUUAGUAUAUUAGUUUCAUGAAAACGGAUAAAGUUUUGAGGUUUCUGGAAUGGGUGAGCUUAUUACAACUGGAAUAUAAUCUGGAAUCUAUUUAAAGUAUACUUAAGAAAUGUAUAUAGUACAGAAGAUAACAGCAGUAGCAUGAGCUUUACAUCAAUUAGCCAUGUGUGAAAACUGUAUCACUAUAUAUGCAAUUGAAGAGGAUACUGGUAUGGCCUUGGAAUUUUGUUUAUUUUCAUGUAACAAAUGAUGGUGUUCCAUUUAACGUAGUUUGCUUUGGUAAUAUGAUCAGAUUUUUAUGAUUACUCGGAACUUAUUCCUGUAUACUAGUACAGGUUUUACAUCACAAAAAUAACAAUGUAUUGCAUGAAAAUUUAUCUGAUAUCCUGAUAAAUGUGAUUAUAAGAUCAUGGCAAAGAGAUAUACAUCUGUCAUAGGAAGGAAUUACUUAUGUAUCAUUUCCUUGAUAAAGGUAUUUUAUAAUGUUAGAAGGUAAAAUAUGUUAUUUAAAAGGAAACCGACAGGUUGUUUCAAGAGGAAUUUAAAAAGAUGAAAAUCUUUUUGCUAACUCAGAAAUUGAAGAGGGUACAGUAGUAUGCUGCAGAUGAAAUUGGGUAUACAUAGCAAUCCACUGGUAUGGUUAUUCAAAAAGGAUAGCACAUAUCAGAGUAUUGUCAAGGUUGACACACAUUUUUUUAUUUUGAAACCACUUUCUUUCUAACUAACUGAUCUGGCACAAGAAGAAGGUAUGCACUGAUAAUUAUUAAGAUAUUGAGAUCACUUAUUAUACUACAUAGACUGAUAAAAGAGUCAUGUUAUGGAGAAAUAUAAUAAGGCUUCUUAGCCCACAAAAUUGAUGUCUGUAAUGUAAUAAUUGUUGUACAUUUCAUUUAAAUUCAUUAAGUGCCAAUUUUUCGGCCAAAAUGUUCUCUACUAUUGUUGCCUUUAGGGUUACCACAUGGUUGGACAUUUAUAAUUGUAUUAUUUGCUUGUGUCAGGAAUGAGGAACAAAAGUGCCAUAUACUAUUUAAACAUGCCAAGAAAUGUUUUUUUUUUGCAACCUAAAAUUCUUGUGGGCAAAAGUAAUUAGUGAAAUUCAGUUAUUGACAGUUAUGAUUGAUGACAGUGCAGUAAUUACAUGCUGGAGAUAUACCACAUGAUUAAAAAAAAUGAACUUUUUUAUGUACCUGAAAGGAUUUAAUAAUUAAUUUAUUUUCUUUUUCCUUUUGAAUUUACUCAGGAUAAUUUGUAAAGCAGUAAAGAAGGGAGUUUUAUCCCGGUUGACUUCCAGAGAGGUAUUUAACUGUACUACAGAAUAUAUUUCACCUCUUUCAUUAUUAGAAAUGUAGUAAUUGUGCUCUAAAAAAAACAAGUUAUGUAUACAUGCAUGUAUUUAUUCAUUUGCAUACAUGUAUACAUAUAUGUUCAAAUUUUAGUUUAAUGAAAAUAAAAAAAAAAGAAACAAAAAAGUGAUAAAAAGUGGCGCAUGAGUAUGGAUCAGAUUACCUGUAUUUUCUCUAUUUCCCUUUUCAAAGUAUGUAUAAGAAUGAUAAUGCUUAUGACUAUAAGCAGUUGGUGUUCUUUCGUAAAGCUAGAGUAUAUACAGAAACUUGAUGAGCAAUCAUCCAGAAAUUGUCUUUUGUGUUGUAACGAAAUCUUUGUAAUACUCAUGAAAGAAUAAAAUAUAUUUUCUCA